Moneuplotes crassus is the source of this 853-nucleotide messenger RNA. The record is from the annotation of a GenBank genome assembly. Lineage: Eukaryota; Ciliophora; Spirotrichea; Euplotida; Euplotidae.
UCCCUUCUCCUCCGGAUGAAGACUUAGGCCCAAAAGCGUCAGACACUGCUCAUGUCGAGAUCAAUCAAGCUACAAAUAAUCAAUUAGUACUGCAGAAAAUAUAGACAUUGACGAAAACUUGUUAAUGAAACUAUACUUGGUCACAAUAAGUAAGAGUCUGGAAGACAUGAUUGCAGAUGCAUCUCAUAAUCUCAAUUAUGGAUCCCUGACAGUGUUUGAUUCACAGGAGAUCCCUCCGAUUUCGAUCCAGGACUACCUGCUUAGGAUAAUGUCUUACUCCAAGGCAACUUCAAGGAGCAUGGUGAUGUGUUUAUGUCAUAUUGAUAGUCUUUCUAAUGACCAGGACUGCCCAAUAAUCCCGACAAGGUAUAAUAUCCACAGACUACUCGUGGUUUCAAUGAUGGUUUCCUGCAAAUUUUACGAAGACUUUUAUAUCGAUAAUGAAUCAUGGGCCACCAUUGCUGGAAUGACUCUUGAAGAGAUCAACAGGCUUGAACGCAAGUUCUUGACUUACAUUGAUUUUAACAUCAAUACCAAGCUAGAAUGAUUUCUUAAUUACGUCCAAAUGCUACUUAGUUAUGCUGUGGAGAAUGCAAUUGUUGAGAUAGAUAUUGCCAAGGAGAUCUUGCAGGCAAUCUUGGAUGCAUCAGUGCAAGAAUUUGGAGAUAGUGAGAGUUAAUUACUCCUUAUAAAUAUCGAUAAAUCUAAAGUGCGUAAUUGGAUACCUCUUAGAUCCUGGACACAACAGGAGGAUACCUUUUAAAUCUUUCAGUUGCCAGAAUCUCAAUUAACUAGCAGGUGUUCUUGCAUUGAUUUUCUUUUUAAAAAUUAUCUCUCACACAUUUAACCAUAU